Molecule: messenger RNA, 2385 nt
Organism: Notolabrus celidotus (New Zealand spotty)
Lineage: Eukaryota; Metazoa; Chordata; Actinopteri; Labriformes; Labridae
Gene: hdgfl3
Product: HDGF like 3
Exons: 6
Coding region: 568-1203 (211 amino acids)
Biological process (GO): regulation of transcription by RNA polymerase II
Cellular component (GO): nucleus
Molecular function (GO): double-stranded DNA binding; transcription coregulator activity
Source: RefSeq, a predicted model, not a curated record
UUUUAUGGGAUGACAACUAAACACAGCUUUCCACUGGAGUUCUAUCUCAGUUAAAUGAGAGCUAUAAAGCAGUUUUGUGGGUGAUGUUCUGGACAAUUUACUCACGUCCUCUUCAGUGUAAACUCUAGAGUUGGAUCUGGCUGCCUGACUUUAGUGUUGAUCUUCUGGAGGACUCUCGUUCACUCUUUUGACUCUCGAGUUGAAGACGCGCUUGGAUGAUGUGUUUUAACGACAUGGAGCAAGUUGAGGAAAUGUAAUCCGCAAGUACGUCACCCUGGCUUUUAUUUCGAAGACCGGAAGUUUGAUGUUUCCUAUCCUGACAGCGUUUCUCAGGUACCCUGCUGCGGCUUAAGCCAUUCUCCAUUCCGUUUACACCUGAUUCUGUGCGUAAGAGGAUAGCCCUCUUUCAGGCCCCGUUUUCCGCGUUUCUUAAUUAUUUAUUUCCGUGUAAACUGCAGUCUUGAUAUAAAAACAUUGAUGGUCGAUCAUUUAGCCCUGCGUUGAGGGCCCCGGGAGAACUGCACAGGAUUACACAGUCAUCUUAGAGCUCACUUUCUAUCCGGAGAUAUGGCUCGACCACGGCCGCGGGAAUACAAGGCAGGAGAUCUGGUUUUCGCUAAGAUGAAGGGAUACCCGCACUGGCCGGCGAGGAUUGAUGAACUUCCAGAAGGAGCUGUCAAACCACCGGCCAACAAGUACCCCAUCUUCUUCUUUGGCACCCAUGAAACUGCUUUCUUGGGCCCAAAGGACCUUCUGCCCUACAAAGAGUACAAAGACAAAUUUGGCAAGUCCAACAAAAGGAAAGGCUUCAAUGAGGGCCUGUGGGAGAUCGAGAACAACCCUGGAGUCAAGUUCACAGGCUAUCAGGCCAUCCAGCAACAGAGUUCAUCAGAAACAGAAGAGGGGGGAAACAACGCUGAUGGCAGUAGUGAGGGUGAGGAGGGCGACUCUGUUGAGGAGGAGGAUGACAAGGAGAAGCUGAAGGAAGACAAGACUGGAGACAAGACUGCAUCCAAACGGAAAAAGACAGCUUCCUCCAAGAAAUCCUCCAAGCUAUCCAGGAUUUCCUCCGGAGAAGAUGACCUGGAGAAGGAUGGAAAAGAUGAGGAGCAGAAGAGCGGCUCAGAGGGAGGAGACCCCGACAACGACAUCAUGCAAAAUACCACUGACAGUAAGAACCAGCUGCUCAUAGAAGAACAUUAAGGGAAAAGAGCGUGACAGAGAAAUUGUUUUUGUAGCUGUGAUGUUGGAGAAGUGAAUCGACAGCAUGAUUUCUCAUCAGCACCAUCUAUUGGCUGCCAUCGUCUCCUCCACCUCUUUGUUGGACAUCCAAUAUGUGUUGGACAGAUGCAUCCAUACUAAUACUGGUGUCACUCAUCAUAUGGAUACCUGGGUGAGACUGGGCAUUAUGUCACUCUAUUUUUCAGCACUUAAAAAUCAAAGUAAUGGAAAAAUGGCAGACUGUCUAAAACAAAAAGAAUAACUGGUAGAUUUGUAAUCGCUCAAAAGCUAUUAGGGUGGUCUUAUUAAUAAAAAGACACUGAGUAUUUACUCUUUUACAUUAGAUCAUAGAAGUUUGAGAAUUUUAACAUAACGUCUUCUCAACUCUUUCAGCCAAAACAUCAGUAUUUCUCGACAUCCCUGUCCCCUUUCACAUUAGAGAUUAUUUCCUGUCUCUUUAAUAACCGAUGGAAAUUUGAGUUGCGAUAGAAGCUCAGAAGGUCAUUUUUACAUAAGUUAGUGAAAUCUGUGAAAAUAAUGUGUUGGUGCAUCUCCUCUCGAUACGUGAUAUGUUAAAAUGUCACGACAUGACCCAUUUAGGCAGGAUGAACAGUGGGCUGGAGAGUGGUGUGUUCUUCCCAGGACUUCAUAUUCACACUUACAGUAGUUAGCCAUGAAUGAGUACUGAUACUGGGCCAGACAUACCUAUAGGCAGUGUAUCACUCAUGAUCACCUAUCACUGUGUACAAAUACAUUAGAUAAGACCUCCAUAUAUAUACUCUCUUACCAUCUAUGAUAUAUGUUGGGUAUUACAGUGAGCUGAUCACUCUAGUUGUAGCUUGAAAUAGCUUUUUUUAUAACGAUGAUUCUAGGAGGGACUCAUUUAAAAUUCAGUUACUGUCCAACAUUACCCAUCACCCUAUGUUACUCUUUUAUGUAAUCCAAAAAAGACGAAUGGAAAUACAUAGAUAAAUGUAUGAAGUGUUGUGCACAACUGGGUUACACAUUGUAGCUCAAUAUUAACUCUAUCUGUAUAUUUUAAUUUGUAGAAUAUAGGGCCAUUAUUCUACUUGGACUGCUCUAGGUAACAGCUCAUCUUUUUAUGGAAAAGUGAUACAUCUGUUCUUCUGUGUAUCUGUGAAAUAAAUCACUGUAUAUUUCAAA